This is a messenger RNA of Caenorhabditis elegans, 892 nucleotides long. It is a transcript of the gene smi-1, whose product is annotated as Gem-associated protein 2. The record is from RefSeq and is marked reviewed. The coding region runs from base 9 to 773 and encodes 254 amino acids. Gene Ontology annotation, biological process: spliceosomal complex assembly; spliceosomal snRNP assembly. The transcript is spliced from 5 exons. Gene Ontology annotation, cellular component: cytoplasm; spliceosomal complex; SMN complex. Lineage: Eukaryota; Metazoa; Nematoda; Chromadorea; Rhabditida; Rhabditidae.
CGCCCAAAAUGGAUCAAGAAGCCUGUCUCGGCCCAUCGGACGAUUUCGAAGCGGAUGACGUGGAUAUGACGUCACCGGCAAUGUCAGCUGCACAAUAUCUCCGACAAAUGCAAGCAGAGCGUCGUGGGACUAAAAAUGUCGUGAGAAUUGCUCAAAAAUCGCCAGAUUCCACGUCACCAGAGGCCAAGAAGCAGAAGCAGUGGCUUGAAAGUGUCGGAUAUCAGGAAGUAAAGAAAAUUGAGACACCAUCACCAUUAAUCCCAUCGGAAGAGUGGCGACAGGAGAAAUGUCGGAAAUUCGAAGAAACUCGUGCAAAAAUGGCGCUGAAAAUCGAAAAAUUCUCGCCGAUGAGGAUUGACAGACUGAAUUCGCCAGAAGAAGAGGAAUGGCACGAAAUUCUGCUCGAAAAAUGUCUGCCGGAAUUUCAGGAUAUUGCUGGAAACUUUUUGAAUCACACUGGAACGCCGCCGGCCUUGCGGAUGGUCUUUUCGAUUCCAAAGAGACAUCUGAGCCAACUCAUCGAGUAUCUCGUCGAUUGGAGCAUUGAAGAAGGCCUAAAUCGUCCGAUUCGCGAAUGGAUUUAUUCACUUUUAGCGGUUAUUGAUCUACCAUUGGUUCAGGAUGUUGUCUCCGCGUUGAGAAGAUUGGUCAAAGAGUGCAGAAGCCUCCGCUCCGAGCUAUCGAUUGAUCGAAAAUCAGAAGCCAACGAGUUCUCACUGUUCAUCACAAUUAUCACGAUUUUCUUCGGGCAAAAAGAUUUGGCGGAUAUUUAAAUUAUUUGUUCUUUUUUUGUUUCUCGAAUUUUCCACACAUUCUUCACAUGAUCCUCCUCCUUCUCCGCGUUGUUUUUUUGUGUUUUGCGAUUUGUUGAAAAUAAAUCAACUUUUUUCGG